Molecule: messenger RNA, 864 nt
Organism: Chaetomium globosum CBS 148.51
Lineage: Eukaryota; Fungi; Ascomycota; Sordariomycetes; Sordariales; Chaetomiaceae
Exons: 3
Coding region: 1-864 (287 amino acids)
Source: RefSeq, a predicted model, not a curated record
AUGCCUUGCCAGGUUUACAGUGUUGUUGACCUUGAUGAAUUCGAAGAAGAGGCCGAGUCAGCGGACGCCCAGCAUCAGACGGCUGCGCUCAAGAUCAUCGCAUCCAUCCUUAACAAUGCGGGAGUCACUUACGGCCUUAUGGGCGGCAUGAACUUUUACUUGCGCGGAUCAGGCCGGACGACCCAGGAUGUGGAUCUCGCCGUUGGCAGGUCCAAUUCUCUGUCAGCUGUCUUAGACCUGCUAAACAAUGAGAGGUCGCCGGGGAGUAGAAUGCUCUGGGCUUCUGGGGUUGCUCGUAUCUUUGUUCGGGUCCGUAACCAACUCGUGCAGCUAGAUCUCAAGUCCCAGGGUGCCGAGGGCCAUGACAGGACGUACGCGCCGCAGGUGAGGCAGAUUGCUGACCGGAUAGGCUAUGAAAAGCGACGUGAUUUUGUCAGCGAAGUCGUACAGCGAAACCGAGAGGACAAAGAGAUAGUCCGGUGGGCUCUAAAGAUUGAGCGGACCCCGAGCCCUGAGCCUCGGCCACCGACCAACGGCGGCAGGGGCGGCGGUGGCCACACGAACCGUGGCAGUCGAGACAGUCGGCAUAGUCGGGAUAACCGAAGAGACCCCCGGGAGUCGACAUCUCGCACUUACGACGAAAGGGAACGCCGAUCUGCGACUACGACCACCCCGUCUCAGAGAAAUCCACCCUCUAGCCGUGCUGCUGAGACGUUGGUGUCAGGAAUGCAACGCAUGCGCGUUUCAGUAGACCCAUCACGGUCGAGGGCGGAGACGCGCCCAGCAGUCUCGAGGGUCAGCAGACAACCAGCUACUGAAGUUCGGAGAAGCCGGAGGUCCGAACGGGAACCUGAGUAUUACUAG